AUGGCGGCGUUUCCACCUCUGGCGCAGAUUGUUGGCAAACAUGGAGGGAUAUAUGAGGCCUACUAUAUGCAGGCUGAUCCCUUAGGCACAGGUAGCAUUGGGGCCCUGGAUGCGGCUAAUUUCCUGAAAAGAUCCAAGCUCAGUGACACCAUUUUGUCCCAGGUCUGGGACAUGUCGGACCCAAUGGGGAAAGGGUAUCUGGAAAAAGCUGGGUUCUUUGUGGCCCUCAAGUUGAUUGCCUUGGCACAGAGCAAGCAGGAAAUGAGUGUUGCCAAACUGACAGUGGAAACCCCUCCUCCAGAUCUGGGUCCAGUGGAAGCCGUGGAGCCAACGGUUCCUAGUGCUCAUGUUGCUUACUUGCCAUGGGAUAUCUCUCUGUCCGAGAAAUCAAAAUACGACAAAGUGUUUGACAGCCUACAGCCUGUAAAUAAUAUGCUUGCUGGAGAUAAGGUUAAACCUGUACUGAUGAAUUCCAAGUUGCCGGUGGAUGUUCUGGGUCGAAUCUGGGACAUGAGUGACAUAGACAAGGAUGGCUAUCUGGACAGGGAUGAAUUUGCUGUGGCCAUGCACCUAGUGUACCAGGCUCGUGAAGGUCAAGAAAUCCCCGGCAUUCUCCGGCCCGGCUUGGUGCCUCCGUCUAAACGAAAAGGAGCUGGACUUGGAGGUGUAGUUCCUCCAAUGCCAGGAGCUGUCCCUGUCUUACCAAUGAUAAUCCCAGCAUCUCUGCCGAGUGUAGGAGCCUUAGGCAGGGCUACUCCCACUGCAGGAUUCACAGUGCCUCAAGUGUCCUGGGUCGUCACCCCAGCAGAUAAAGCCAAUUCUGACAUGAUCUUCAACAAGCUGGACACAGAUCGUGAUGGACUGGUCAGUGGUGUUGAAAUCAGAGAUGUUAUGGCACAGAGUGGAUUACCAACCACGGUUCUAGCUCACAUUUGGGGCCUGUGUGACAGUCAGUCACUAGGAAAACUCACAGCAGAACAGUUUGCACUAGCCAUGUAUCUCAUUCAGCAGAAGCUGAAAGGUAUAGACCCUCCUUUACAGCUGACUCCAGACAUGAUACCUCCGUCUUUAAGAUCUAUAGCAGAUCCCGGGGCAUUUGGUGUCCAGGAUGGAACUAACGCUGGACCCUACAGCCAUGUGGCAGAUUUCUCAGCUAUCAGGGAGUUGGAUCAUAUUAGUAAAGAAAUUGAAGAUAUAAAAAAGGAAAAGCUUCUUCUUGAGAGAGAUAAAGCUCAGCACGAGGCAGACAUCAAGAUCAGGCAGAGCGAGGUUUUGGUCUUACAGAAAGAGCUGGACUCUCUCACUGGAACUUUGGCUCAGCUGGAUUCACAGAAGAAGGAGGCACAGAAAAGGCUGGAUGAACUCGACGAUAGGCGUUCCAACUUAGAGAGAAAUGUUCAUGACCUCAGGGAAAAAGCAGACAGGGAACAAAUGGAGGUGAACAAAAUGAAAUCUUUGCUGAGUAAUAGAGAGCAGUUGAUCAAGGAUCAAGAAAAUGACCUAGCCAAAUUAAGAAUUGAGUUGACAAGGUUGAGAGAUGAGGAGUCAAAACUGGAGCAGACGGCAGAAUCCAGUAAACAGCAGUUAGAAAUUUUGGCAAGAUCACAGGGAGAGAUUAGCAAUGAAAUUGUGUUGAUACGAAAGCACAUCCAGCAACUUCACAGCCAGUACAAGAGCUUGGACCCCGGCUUUACAGGUCUAUCGGGGGUUAACGGGGAUGUCUCCAAGAGUGUGAACAAUAUCAGCAGUAAAGCUCCAUUUCACAGUUCAUCCAGCACAGUUGGCAGCAUCAGUGUGGCUUCUACAGUAACUGACUUUGUGGAGGAUCCCUUUAAAGGUCGAGACUCGUUCAGCAGAGGUGGUGGUGCCUUGCCAGCCUCAAGCUCUGAUCCCUUUCAGAGUGAUGAUCCAUUCAGGGACAGUGACCCUUUCAAGUCUUCUGAUCCAUUUGGCGCUGAGGAUCCAUUCAAAGAUGCCUUUGGUGGAAGUUCUGCUGUAGUUAAGAAUCAAGAUACUUUUAGCUUUAGCAAUGACCCCUUUAUUGGUAAUACACCAGCUUCAAAAGAGAAACCAAGCGGUGGUUUUGAUGCCUUUGGGUUGGACUGGGAUUCCAGCAGUGCUACCAACAAGUCUAGUCAUGCUCCUUCCAGCUCAGGUAUCGAUCCCUUCAUCUCAUCAGCCAAAGCCAGCGCCGCGGCUAAAAACAAGAAAGCUCCACCACCUCGACCUGCUCCACCCAAAUCAAAAAGUCCUCUUCCAUUUGGAUCCACGGCAGCUUCACCAAAACUCAAGGUCAAGCCUUUGAGUGCAUUUGAUGCUGAUCCGUUUGGAGCAAGUGACCCGUUUAGUAGCCCAGUAACCAAAAAUAAUACAGGAAAUAGUUCAUCAGAUGCUUUUGCAAAUUUUGCCGACUUCAGUCCAGGAAAG
Molecule: messenger RNA, 2427 nt
Organism: Candidula unifasciata
Lineage: Eukaryota; Metazoa; Mollusca; Gastropoda; Stylommatophora; Geomitridae
Source: the annotation of a GenBank genome assembly